CUCGCUUCCAGCCAGCCCAAAGCACCAUGUCGGCAGUCUCCCGCAAGGCCAUCAACCUCGCGCCCACGGCCCUCGUCCGCCCGACGGGCGUGCCCGUCGCGCGCGCCCUCAACCUGGGUGCUCGUGCGUCGGCCUCCUCUCACGACCACGGCCACGGCGGCGCUGCGGGCCCGCGCGCCGAUGCGCCCGCUCGCUGGGCUGCGACCCACUCGGUCGGGCCUUUUGGCCUCACGGCUGCGUCGAGGGUCAACGUCUCGCCCGUGUCGUCGUACCAGUCGCGCACGCUGUCGACCUCGGCCGCCCAGCUCGACGCCGCGUCCCAGAUGCCGUCCUUUUCCAAGUACACCAAGGCGACCUCGCAGGACUCGGGCCGCGCGUUCUCGUACUUUAUGGUCGGCUCGCUCGGCCUCAUCUCGGCCGCCGGCGCCAAGUCGACCGUGACCGACUUUCUCACCAACAUGAGCGCGUCGUCCGACGUCCUCGCCCUCGCCAAGGUCGAGGUCGACCUCUCGGCCAUCCCCGAGGGCAAGAACGUCAUCAUCAAGUGGCGCGGCAAGCCUGUCUUUAUCCGCCACCGCACCCAGGGCGAGAUUGACGAGGCCAACGCCGUCGACGUCAAGUCGCUGCGCGACCCGCAGACCGACUCGGACCGCGUCAAGAAGCCCGAGUGGCUCGUCAUGCUCGGCGUCUGCACCCACCUCGGCUGCGUCCCGAUUGGCGAGGCCGGCGACUACGGCGGCUGGUUCUGCCCCUGCCACGGGUCCCACUACGAUAUUUCCGGCCGCGCCCGUCGUGGUCCCGCUCCCCUCAACCUCGAGGUCCCGGAAUACUCGUUCGAUCAGGCGGACGAGAACAAGCUCGUCAUCGGCUGAGCGCCGUCGUCGUGCCGUCGUCGUGCGGGUCGAGGAGGAGGAGGGCGGGAGCCGGGAGUGGAAUCGAGUUCUGUCUUUUGCGCCGUGCGCC
This is a messenger RNA of Rhodotorula graminis WP1, 963 nucleotides long. RefSeq lists its product as uncharacterized. Lineage: Eukaryota; Fungi; Basidiomycota; Microbotryomycetes; Sporidiobolales; Sporidiobolaceae. The transcript is spliced from 6 exons. The coding region runs from base 27 to 872 and encodes 281 amino acids. Gene Ontology annotation, cellular component: membrane. Gene Ontology annotation, molecular function: 2 iron, 2 sulfur cluster binding; quinol-cytochrome-c reductase activity. Gene Ontology annotation, biological process: mitochondrial electron transport, ubiquinol to cytochrome c. The record is from RefSeq and is a predicted model, not a curated record.